Molecule: messenger RNA, 525 nt
Organism: Metarhizium album ARSEF 1941
Lineage: Eukaryota; Fungi; Ascomycota; Sordariomycetes; Hypocreales; Clavicipitaceae
Product: Prefoldin
Exons: 5
Coding region: 1-525 (174 amino acids)
Biological process (GO): tubulin complex assembly; microtubule-based process; protein folding
Cellular component (GO): prefoldin complex; cytoplasm
Molecular function (GO): tubulin binding
Source: RefSeq, a predicted model, not a curated record
AUGGCAACCGCAGGCAGGGCGCCAGCGUCAGUCGGCAACGAUGGGACCGCUACCAACCCGCGCGGUAUUCCCUACGCUCCUUUCGUGGACAGGGUCGAGGACUACGUCGCCGCCCGAGAGGAUGUCGAGCCCACACUACGAAGCUUCCAGGAGAUGAUAUCGAAGUAUCAGUUUAUGGAAAUGAAUCUCCAGAGGCGGAUGGCAGGUCUGAAAGACAAGAUACCCGAGAUCCAAAAAACACUGGAUACAGUUAACUUCUUGAAGCUCCGCAAGGCCAAUGUGAUGCUUUCAUACACUACGGACGAGGCUGAGGCUCUGUUGAGCUCAAAAUUGGCCACUGCGAGAACAAGUUUAACGCACUGCGAGGAGGAUUUGGAUUUCUUACGGGAGCAGAUCACGACCAUGGAAGUUGCGACAGCAAGAGUUUAUAAUUGGGAAGUAGUACAAAAGCGUAAAGACAAACCAGGUGAGGAGGACAAGGGAGCCAAGGGCCAGUCUGGUGAGAAGACCACGCCUGGCCUUUAA